AUGAGCAAAAAAGAUGCGAAAACGAUCACAGAUAAUGUUCAUAAUGCCAUCUUCGAUGUCGCUGAUGCUAAUCAAGAUGACUUCAUUUCUCUACAAGAGUACAAAGUUUAUUUCCAUAUAUUAGGCCAUGAUAUCUCGGAUGAAGAAAUUACGCAAUCUUUCAAUGCUAUAGAUAGCAACAAAGAUGAAAAAAUAAGUCGAGAGGAGUUUUUGGAAGCGGCAUUUGAUUAUUCCAUCAAUGUUGACGAAUCCGAAGUUAACAGAUAG
Molecule: messenger RNA, 267 nt
Organism: Paramuricea clavata
Lineage: Eukaryota; Metazoa; Cnidaria; Anthozoa; Malacalcyonacea; Plexauridae
Source: the annotation of a GenBank genome assembly